This is a messenger RNA of Oldenlandia corymbosa var. corymbosa, 1770 nucleotides long. The record is from the annotation of a GenBank genome assembly. NCBI's taxonomy places the organism in Eukaryota, Viridiplantae, Streptophyta, Magnoliopsida, Gentianales, Rubiaceae.
AUGUCAAAUUCCGGCGAAACAUCUAAAAUUAGGGUUUCCCAAGGAAAAGGUAAGAUCAGUUAUCACUAUAAAGAUAUCCGUUGUCCUGACUGCGGCUUUACCGAAUGGAGGGGCUGUCUGCAUCACCAAUACAUCUGCCACCCUAAGAAAGCCCGCGACGAGGCGACCGUCGACGAUGAAGCAUCGGCCGAAGCAGCCGCCGCUGCCAAGGCAGCCGUCGACGAUGAAGCAUCGGCCGAAGCAGCCGCCGCUGCCAAGGCAGCCGUCGACGAUGAAGCAUCGGACAAAGAAGCCGCCGCCGCCAGGGCAGCCUUCGUCGAUGAAGCAUUGGCCAAGGCGUCCGCCAUCCUCAAGGCAUCGGCCGCUGCGGUUGCCGAAGCCGAGAUAGCCGCCAGCGCGGCAGCCGACAAUUUAGCAGCCGCUAGAUUAGCCGAACGAUUAGACAGGGAACGGGUAGCCGCGCUGGAGGCCGUACUUAAAAAAGCAUCUGCCGUACCUACCGUCGAGUUAGCCGCCGUCGAGAGAGUCGUCAAGGUAUUAACCGCCGAGCCACCAAAAACGGAACCGAUGGAGGGAUUGACGAGCGAAGAAUAUUUCGUGUAUUUAGAACGCAGAAAAGAAGAAGCCGACAAGAAAGAAGCCGUAACGACAGCCUCCAUCAAGGCAAAAUUUGAUGUGGGAUUGUCGGAGUCGGAGAUGCCGUCGGAUACCGGAUCUGAAAUAGAUAAAUGGAUAAAGUACUACAAGAUGAUGCACUACACCCGGGGUUUUGGCGUCAAAUGGGUUCCUGAUAAUAACCUCAAUGCACCAAUCUUACCUUGUAAAUUCAGAGAAGAUGAUAACCUCACAAUCAGAGCUGAGAUCAAUGAGCUCAUCCAGGAUUGCAUUCAUUGGUACAACUCCAACCGUGAGCAGAAAUAUAGGUAUGAUGGGAGGAAUGUUAAGAACGUUUCUUUUGAGGCUACAUUUUAUCAUACAAAUUAUCAUAUUACCUUCACUGCUGCUUCAGUUGACGAUCCCAACAUUGAGAAAAGCUUUGUUGGUUACUGUAUUGUUCGUGAGCCCCCUCCUUUUCGUUGUAGAUAUGGUCCUUUCAGUUGGCGUCCUUAUGCAAGGAGUUUGCGUUUGAAUAGAGGUGUGAGAAUUAGUGCGGAGGACAAGGAUCAGAAGGAGGACAGGGAUCGUAAAAGUGACACUAAGGCGGGUGGUGUGGGUGUGGGUCGUGUGGAGGACAAGGUUCAGGAGGAGGAGAAGGAUCAGAAGGAGGACAAGGAUUAUGAGGGUGAGGUUGAGGGCGUGGAUGUGGACGACAAGGUUAAGGAGGAGGAGGAGAAGGAUCAGAAGGAGGACAAGGAUCAUGAGGGUGAGGUUGAGGGCGUGGAUGUGGACGACAAGGUUAAGGAGGAGGAGGAGAAGGAUCAGAAGGAGGACAAGGAUCAUGAGGGUGAGGUUGAGGGCGUGGAUGUGGACGACAAGGUUAAGGAGGAGGAGGAGCAGAAGGGUGAGGGUUGUGGUCGUGUUGAUCUUGCUCUAAUGGUGAAGCAGAGUAAUCUAUCCGUGAAGCAUAAUGAAGUGAGGUUUUGCUUGCCCGGUGAUUGUGAGCCAGUUCUUACACGGGAUAAGAAGCCGUGUGUAUUUCCUUGCUGUAGUCUGUAUCUCAGCUACCGUAAGAGACUAGGGCUUAACUCCUUCAGCGAAUACAUCGACAAGUGCUUGAAGGAUGAAGCGACUUCAACGAGCACCUUUAAUAUGAUGAUGCGGAGUGCUUGA